Molecule: messenger RNA, 1223 nt
Organism: Saccostrea cuccullata (small rock oyster)
Lineage: Eukaryota; Metazoa; Mollusca; Bivalvia; Ostreida; Ostreidae
Exons: 2
Coding region: 650-1084 (144 amino acids)
Source: RefSeq, a predicted model, not a curated record
AAAUAUACGUUUCCACUGGACAAACAUCAGACAAAGGCCUUGUUCCGUAUUUUCAUUAACCUUACCGAGUCGAGGCCAAGGAGACAUUGAAAGAAGUAAAUUAAGCGAGAAAUAAUAAGCUCUUUUUAUUUUAGUUGGAUUUAAUUAUUUAUUUUCCCCCCACAAAAUAUUUGGUAUCUAGGGACCACCUUAUAGCAAUAUGAAAUAAUGACAUCAGCGCGUCAGUGAACUAUAAAUUAGCUGGCAAAAGGAUAAUUAAGCAGAGUGUAACCGAACGGAAGAGUUGCCGGUUAUAAAAACGGACGGAACGAGUUCAGGCACCGAUAAAAAAGGACUUAUUGAGUUAUAUGUAUGGUAAUGAUAAACGUGUGAUCUAUUUUCAUUGAGUGAAAUACCAGAUAUAGUUUGUUGUUCAGGUUUGGUCCAUCCACUUGUGAAUGACGUGUAGGUGAAAAAGAUUUUUUUUUCUUUCCGCAACUAGCAACAAAGGUAUUUCAAACAGCGUUUGUCAACAUUAACGUACGAGGUGGGAAGUUGUUUUAUUAAAUAACUGUACUUCCUCCUUAAACUUUCAUAAAAACAUUAAAAUUUUUAAGUAUCAUACGGAAAUAAAAAGACAGUUCUUUGACACACUCAAGACAUUUUCAAAAUGGCAAGCAUGAACCGAAUGGUGCUGAACUCGUUAUGUGUAUUAGCUCUUUGCACGAUUGCCUUAGGUGGAUUUUCAGUGGAAAAAUUUUGUGAAAAUGCUUGCAAUAGAGGACGCGGGGGAAAUUUAUGUAGAUGUAAUGGUUUUCAUUUCGCAGGCAAAAGAACCGUUUUAAGUGACAUUUUACCAGUUCCAAAUACAUAUUCUACUCUUUAUAAGGAAGAACAGAUGGAGGAGAGAAAUCCCUCUACUACCAAUGACCUAGAGCGUCUCAGGCAACAUUUUCGCAGGGAACAAUUUACAACGACGAACAAAAUCAAGGAAGCACAAAUGUUUAUCCAGUGGCUUUUAGAACACGUUGAUGUUUUAAAAUCGGAUAUACCAGAAAAACACUCGAGCACGUAUGGUAUUGAAAAUGAUGAGUAUGCGCCAUGAUUCGUCAGUUACAUCAUGCCAUAAACUAUUGGACAGUCCCCGAAUUUGCUUCUCUUUAUUUAACGUUAUUGUUAUGUAAAGAUUUUCAUAUCAUUAAGUUGUUCUAUUUUUGCACACAUUUUUAAAGUUAUGUUUUUAA